CUAAACAGCAAAUUCAACGUUUUGUCAUUAACCUCGUUAAAGCAGAGCACUUUGAUCAGUUUGCUUAUUUUCAAUCGGCGCAGAGUUGGCGAACUGGAAAGGCUUACUCUUGAGAGUUACAGAACUGCUCAUUCUAUUGGGGACAUCGACGAUAGAGCUAAUUCUAAUCUGUAUAAAGACAUGUCUGCCAAAAUGAGAAACAUUUCUCAAAAUUUCACCAGGGUGAUUAUUCGUGGCAAAAAAAACCGUACAGUUCCAGUUCUUUUUACACCAUGGGAUCGUUAUUGCAUAGACAAUAUUCUGGAAUAUGGAAAACGCACAAUAAAUAAACCAACUACAUAUAUCUUUAGUGUGCCAAACCCGCGGCCACUAAGAAAAGAAUAUAUUCGUGCGUGUCCAAUACUAGAAAAAUUCGCAAAUGAAUGUGGUGCACGUUGCCCUGAAUCCCUUAGAGGCACAAACCUGCGAAAGCAAUUGGCCACACAUACCUCUUUAUCUAAUGUUAAGGACAUUCAAAUUGAUUAUUUGGCGAGCUUUAUGGGUCACCAUAAAGACAUCCAUAAAAAUUACUAUCGUGUUCCUGCCUCUGUAGCAGAGAUGACCCAAGUUUCGCAAUUACUUAUGUCAGCAAUGAACAUGGAAGAGGAAAAUGCUGAAAUUGUAGAAGCUAAUCCCGACACUGAAAUUAAUAAUUCAGAAAGCUCAAAUGAAUCAAAUGAUGAAGAGCCGCCGGAGUUUGUAUGUACGUCAGAUGACGCAAAUUAUUCGCCUCCCAAAAGAAUGGUAAAACGUCGAAGCACGUCACCGUUUGGAAAAACGCGCCGUGUACGAUGGGGCCCAGGCGAACGCAAGCAACUGGAAAACAUAUUUGGGAAUUUAGAAACAUUGGAAAAGUUGCCAUCGCUUAAAAAAUGUUCCCAAAUAAUAAAUGAGAAUCCAUGUUUUCGCGGCCGCACUUCAGCUCAACUAAAGACUUUUCUGGACAACCAGAGAAAAGCGGAGGGGAGGAAAAAAUCUUUGUAAUGUUUUAAAACAAUAAAAAUAAAAUAAAAUAAUCUUAUAACAAAAUAUAUAAAAUAUGCAUGUUUACUUUUCAUACAAGUUUAUGAUGAUCAAUAAUUUCGUUUAAUAUUGAUCCGACAGACAAAUGGAGUGACGGGCGUGUCUAAAUCGACACUAUUUCGUUAAUAAUAGAUAUAGAUUAAAUUUAUUUUACACUGCUAAAUAAGCAAAACUUCGUUAUACCACUUUCAUACAUUUUUAAUGGGUUGGCGGUAAACAAAAAAUAAAAAUCUCAAAUACUUACUCAAAUGGGAGUAAGUAAAAGUUUCCGUGUUCUAAUUCCAUAUUAAAAUGUUUGUAUAUUCGGUAAUAUGCGCUAGAGUUAUUUGAGGGACAUUGUCCCCAAUAAGGACGUCUCAUAUAGUGUUCCCGAAAUAAUCGUUACUCAUCCAAUUCAUUCCACCGUUCCCUGUCCCUAAAAAUAGCUUUAGCCAAUAAGACUUUGGACCAGGUGGCAACUCUAAAUUUUUGUCCCCAAAAUAAGCUUUCUAAUGGAUUAUGAUUAUAUAUAAUAUUUUGGCAAAGUAUUUAAAGUCAGUUUUGAAGACUCGGUCCCAGAAAUAAUCUUUACAUAUCGUGUCCCCAAAUAAAUCUCUCUAUGACCAAAGGCACAUAUUUUUUAACAGAAAGCUCCAAAAUGCCCCAUUCUCAGAGAGAUGAUUAUUUGGGGGCUUAUUAAUAGA
Drosophila novamexicana is the source of this 1745-nucleotide messenger RNA. RefSeq lists its product as uncharacterized. Gene Ontology annotation, biological process: DNA integration; DNA recombination. Bases 181 to 1023 code for a protein of 280 amino acids. NCBI's taxonomy places the organism in Eukaryota, Metazoa, Arthropoda, Insecta, Diptera, Drosophilidae. The record is from RefSeq and is a predicted model, not a curated record. Gene Ontology annotation, molecular function: DNA binding. The transcript has 3 exons.